UUAUUACAGAAAAUAAUGAAAAUUAAGAAGACAAGAACAGGAGAAGGAAAGGGAAAGCAUAUCAACAAGAAAAGCCUGAAAAGAAAGAAGAAAAUGGAAAGAUUUGAAACAGACAAUGAAGUAAAAAGGAUGAAAGCGACUAACAGCAAUGUUCAAUCUGAAUGUAGGAUACCUACAGAGAAAAGAGAGGAAGACGACCUUAAAAACGAAUGGAAAUCUAGAAUGGAAAGGGGUUUUCAGGAGAAUAAUAUGAAAAUGGAGAAAUUUCAAGCUCAGAUGGAAAAGGAAAAAGCUGAGAACGCUAAGAACGCUAAGAAAAUCGAGGAAAUUCUCACUUUAGUGAAAUCUGGAAAAGAAGAAAAUAGAAAGAGAAUUGUGGACAAGGACGUGGAACAGGACAAAAAGGUUGAUAGAACUAAUAUUGAGCAACUACAAUGUCAAGUGGAAAAGGAGAAAGAAAAGAAUAGGAGGAUGAUUGAAGUCAUCUCUGAUCUGACGCUACAGCUCAAUAAAAACGAAGAGGAAAACAAAAUUCUGAAAAUGGAAAAAGAAGAGCUGGAGCAAAGGAUAAUUACUCUAGAUACGGAACAGCAUACAGAACAAGAAGAAAGAAGAAGAUUGAAGAAAAUGAAUAACGCCAGGGGAAUGGAAGAAAUGGAAUGGAUGAAUGAAAAGAUAAGUGAAAUUGAUGUUCUUAAGAAAGAGAAAGAUGCUGAAAUUCAGAAAAGAAAUGUUGCAGAGAAUGAGUUGAGAGAGUUGAAAAUCCUAUUCAACCAAAACAUAAUGGAUUUCAUUAAAACAUCAGAAGAAGCUGCGAAGCUCGUGAAAACUGUAAACGUGCUGAACGAGAAAAUUGUAAACUACGAAGAGGUUAAAAUUGCAUUUAAACAUGUAAACGAUAAUUUAGCAAAGGUGAUAAAAGAGCAACAACAUGAACUGACCACAUACAAACAAGAAUUGAAAAAGGAGACAGAGAAAGACAUGAAUGGGAUCAAGAAUAAACACCACAAGAAUGAGGCCUGUUGCAGCCGCAGAUGCAGGAUGAAUACUGAAAACUUCAAGAAUGCUCCUGGGGCUACCACUUAAUAUAUACUGAUCAGUUGGUUCCUUGUCCCUCUCUAAUAAAAUUAUAAAGAACCUUUAGUUUGGGUACAGUGGUACACCUUAAAGAAUGCUCGUUAUCAUUUUUUAAAACUAAUUUCCUAGCCAUGAUAAUUUGAAAAUUUUCACAGCUUUCAUUUUUUUUUAAUUUUUGGAAUAAAUGUUUUUUUUAGAAAUUUAUAAAGAUUGAGUAAAUUAUAAAAUUCACAAAGUGAACAAAAGUAACGCCUAAAAAAAGAAAAGAAACCCCCAAAAAAUGCUGACUCUGGAAAGUCAUACAAUUUUAAGAAUCUGCAAGUGUCAUUAUAUUCAUUGCCCACAAAGAUUGAGACUUCAGAAUUUUGUUAUUUAUAGUUUUAGAAAUCUUGCAUCCUAGACCUCAAAUCCUCAAAUUAAGGAACUGGAUUCACUUUCCUCAAGUUCUAAUUUCUAGCUCUUUUUAUAUCUUUGCAACAGCUAGCUGAUGUGUUGUAAAACUCUAAAUUCUGAGGGAACAAGUGGAUACUGAUACUUAUACAAACCAUAAAUAACUUUAACACUGUGAUUGUCUAAAAUACUUGUUCGUUCUUUUUUAGUUUUUAGUUCAUUUGAAUCUAGUUCGUUCAGUAAUAUUGUCCGAUGCUCUGAUCGGCGAUCGACAGGGUUAAUAUAUAAAAUUCAACUUUUUUCAACUUGACAAACUUAUAUUGAAAAAUAAGAUUUUUUAAAUUUAAAAAUGAUGUAAAUUAUACAAACAUGAAACAAAUGAUUGCAAUCAUUUAAGAAUUUCCAUUUGUGAUCACUUAAAUAUUUGAAUAACAAAAAGAACUUGUAAAUUUUCUGUGCUCGAUCCUUACAACUUGCUGUAAACCAUGUAUACUCUUUGUUCUCGCGUACAUCCUAGAUACCUAGGAAGUACAUUGAUAGGAUUCUGUUUGGAUACAAAUAAAGAGGAUGUUCAGAAC
Eurytemora carolleeae is the source of this 2045-nucleotide messenger RNA. Its product is annotated as synaptonemal complex protein 1. The transcript is spliced from 4 exons. The record is from RefSeq and is a predicted model, not a curated record. Lineage: Eukaryota; Metazoa; Arthropoda; Copepoda; Calanoida; Temoridae. The coding region runs from base 16 to 1086 and encodes 356 amino acids.